AUGAGUGACUUCAGCGCCAAUCUCAAGCCUGCGGCGCCCGAUGGCGCGACAGUCAUUGCCAACGAGCGAAAAUGCUCCGACGUCAACAUCCCCCAGCUGUCUGAGCACUUGAUGGGGUCGGAGUACCUGGAGCGGCAACGACGGGUCCUGGACAUCCUGGGCAGAGACAGGGUCUUUUCCAAGUCCAACCAAGCAAACCUGUCGCGACCGGACCGGUACAAGCUGGGCCUGGCGCGAGGGAAGCGGAUGAGACAGCUCCAGGACAAGCACGGGUGGACCGACGACGACUUCCUCAUGGCCGAGUACCUCGUCGACGACAUCCAGCCGUAUCAUCUGCACAUCUCGCUCUUCACGGCCGCCGUGCGGGAGCAGGCGAGCGACGAGCAGCGCGCGUACUGGAUGCCCAGGAUCGCCGCGUGGGAGGUCAUCGGGGCGUAUGCCCAGACGGAACUGGGCCACGGGAGCAACGUGCGCGGCAUCGAGACGGAGGCGCGCUGGGAUCCGGCCACCAAGGAAUUCGUCCUCCAUAGUCCGACCAUCACGGCGAGUAAAUGGUGGAACGGCACGUUGGGUCGAACGGCAAACUAUGCCGUGGUCAUUGCCCAGCUCAUGCUGCCUGAAAAUGGGACCUACAAGUCCUACGGCCCGCAUGCGUUCCUGGUCCAGAUCCGCGACAUGAAGACGCAUCAACCGCCCAAGAGUAUCGUUGUCGGCGAUAUAGGUCCCAAGUAUGGAUACGCUUCCAUGGACAACGCGUAUUGCUUGUUUCAUCAGCACCGGAUCCCCCACAGUGCCAUGCUGUCCAGGCAUUCUCGCCUCGACCCAGAGACGGGGGUCUAUACCAAGCCCAAGAAUCCCGCGUCAGUCUAUGGCCAGCUCACUCGAGGUCGUUCCGUCAUUGUCAUGAACGCCCGUCUCGUGCUGGCCCGCGCCGUGACGGUCGCGGUGCGCUAUCUGUCCAUUCGACGUCAAUUCCGCGACCAGGACAAUCCCACGCAGCCGCUGGAGACCGCUGUCCUCGACUACACGACGGUGCAGAUUCGCAUUCUGCCCCUGCUGGCCACGACGUUUGCCCUGCACUACUCGGGCGCGUAUAUGCGGCGGCUGUACGAGCGCACGCGCAAGAACGACACGACAAUCGACACGGUCGACCAGGCGACGCUCUCGGAGCUGCAUAGCACGUCGGCCGGGCUGAAGAGUCUGGCCACCACGCUCGCCGCCGACGGUAUCGAAACAUGUCGCCGCUCGAUGGGCGGCCAUGGGUUCGGGGGAGGUACCGGUCUCGUGCAGGCAAAUGCGGAUUACCUCUCCAAGCCGACGGUCGAGGGCGACAACUGGAUGAUCACGCAGCAGGUGGCGCGGUAUCUGAUCAAGAAGGUCAAGGACAUGGUACACGCGCCCCACAAGAGCCCGUCACUGAGCCAGACCGAGGAGCACAUCCAGACGUAUCUGUCCGCGCGAGCCCGAGAGCCCCAAUUCGACGUGCUGAGGAGCGACAGGGCCAUCGUGGACGCUUUCACCUGGCGCAUGGCCAGCAUGGCGUACCGGGCGUACGAGGCGCGCGAGAUCCAGAAGAAGUCGUGGAACAGCCUGCUCAUCGAGUUCCACAAGCUCAGCAGGGCCUAUUCGCAGGCGAUGCUGGUGUCGAACUUCUACGCCGCCGUCGCUGCAGACAGCAGGAGUAACGAGAUCGCUCACCUCGAUGCGUCGACGCGCACCGUUCUCCUCGACCUCUUCCGCCUGUAUGCCCUCUACACCAUGGAUUCGGAAGCUCGCGAAUUCCAGAACUCGGGCGCAGUCACUUCGGCGGAUCUGAACGAGUUGCCCGCGCGGGUGUUGGAGUUGAUGGCGCGCAUCAGACCACACGCGGUGCGCCUCGUCGACGCAUGGGCCAUCCCAGAUUAUUUGCUCGAUAGUGCCCUCGGCCGCUACGACGGACGGGUCUACGAGGACCUCUUCCAUCGCGCACACGUGUUGAAUCCGCUAAACAAGCAGACAUUUAACCCUUAUUACCAGAGCGAUGAGAUUGUCAUGGGGAGCGGGGAUGGUGGUCAGAUUCUGGCCAAGUUGUAG
This is a messenger RNA of Fonsecaea nubica, 2073 nucleotides long. RefSeq lists its product as hypothetical. Gene Ontology annotation, molecular function: fatty acid binding; FAD binding; acyl-CoA oxidase activity. The transcript has 3 exons. Gene Ontology annotation, biological process: fatty acid beta-oxidation using acyl-CoA oxidase; lipid homeostasis. Bases 1 to 2073 code for a protein of 690 amino acids. The record is from RefSeq and is a predicted model, not a curated record. NCBI's taxonomy places the organism in Eukaryota, Fungi, Ascomycota, Eurotiomycetes, Chaetothyriales, Herpotrichiellaceae. Gene Ontology annotation, cellular component: peroxisome.